AGAAAAUAUCUAAGGUAGAGGAAAAGCUCCGUCCCCAAAAACAAAGGAAGCAAAAUCAAGUCGGCGGAACGGGAAGAGAUCGAUCGGGAAAGUUACGGCGGCUGAAGUGAUGGCGAACAUAGAAUCAGAAGCAAUCGAUUUCGAGCCUGAGGAGGAUGACCUUAUGGAUGAAGAAGUUACAGCAGUUGACGCCGCCGAUGUUUCUCCACGCGCGGGACACCCGAGGCUUAAGUCGGCUAUCGCCGGAGCUAACGGAGAAUCAGCGGCGCAGAAGAAGACUAAAGGCCGUGGGUUUCGCGACGAGAGAGAUUCCGAUCGUCAGCGCCGUCUUUCCUCACGCGAUUUCGAGUCACUCGGUUCUGACGGCGGUCAUGGUCCACAGCGAUCCAUUGAAGGAUGGAUUAUUUUGGUUGCUGGAGUUCAUGAGGAAGCACAGGACGAUGAUUUAUUCAAUGCUUUUGGUGACUUUGGGGAGAUAAAGAAUCUACAUCUCAAUCUCGAUCGUCGUACUGGUUUUGUCAAGGGCUAUGCUUUGAUAGAAUAUGAGAAGAAAGAAGAUGCACAGAAGGCGAUAUCAGCAAUGAAUGGUGCUGAGCUUCUAACGCAGAAUGUCACUGUUGACUGGGCAUUCAGCAGUGGUCCCAGUUCUGGUGGAUCUCACUGGAGAAAAAACCAGAGGUCUGGGAGGUCCCAGCGUUCACGAAGCCCGAGAAGACGUUACUGAUUGUAUUAUGAUUUGGUAUGGAGAGUUGUUUCCACAUCUCUCGGUAUUUGGGAUCCUCUCUCUAUCUGUAAGGUACGGUUACAAGGCGUGAGUGUUGGACAAAUUUUUUUUUGCAGUUAUGUAGGGUUUGGCUGCUUUUGCGUUGUUUAAUCUUAUGCCUUUGUAUGGGAUUUGUUGCGUUUAAACACCAUGAGAUCUGUUUUAAUGCUUUGUGUUGGUAAAAAAAAAAAAAUACAUUGGAUGAGGAAGAUGUUUUAAUUUUCA
This is a messenger RNA of Camelina sativa (false flax), 988 nucleotides long. RefSeq names its product RNA-binding protein Y14. NCBI's taxonomy places the organism in Eukaryota, Viridiplantae, Streptophyta, Magnoliopsida, Brassicales, Brassicaceae. Gene Ontology annotation, cellular component: cytoplasm; nucleus. Gene Ontology annotation, biological process: RNA processing. Gene Ontology annotation, molecular function: mRNA binding. The record is from RefSeq and is a predicted model, not a curated record.